UGAAUAAACUUCAACAACUGAAACCACCCAAAUAUUUUCAAGAGAUGUCGAAACCACAGCCGAAGAAAAUCGAAAAGGAACCACCGUGUUAGUCGAGGUUGCCAAGUCGGCAUUUCUUCCUUUUCUUUUCGCCGAGAGUCCGUCACAAUGGUGAAGAUCUUCAAGCCCGGCCGCGUGGUUAUCAUGCUUGGUGGCCGUCACACCGGCAAGAAGGGCAUCGUGGUUAAGACCAACGAGGAGGGCACCCGUGACCGUCCCUUCGAGCAUGCCCUGGUUGUAGGCAUUGACCGCUACCCUCGCAGAGUCAAGAAGUCAAUGAGCAAGAGCAAGAUUGCCCGCAGGUCUACUCUCAAGCCUUUCAUCAGGAUCGUCAACCUGAAGCACAUGAUGCCCACUCGUUACACCACCACAGAUAUUGUCUUUAACAAGGAUAAGGUGAACAAGGAGGUACUCAAGGAUCCUGGCCGAAGGCAGAAGCUGCGCCAGGUUGUCAAGGCUCAGCUUGAAGAAAGGUACAAGACUGGCAGGAAUCGCUGGCUUUUCCAGAAGCUGAGGUUCUAAAUAAAUUUGCGAAUUUUGA
Molecule: messenger RNA, 580 nt
Organism: Penaeus vannamei (Pacific white shrimp)
Lineage: Eukaryota; Metazoa; Arthropoda; Malacostraca; Decapoda; Penaeidae
Gene: RpL27
Product: ribosomal protein L27
Biological process (GO): translation
Cellular component (GO): cytosolic large ribosomal subunit; ribosome
Molecular function (GO): structural constituent of ribosome
Source: RefSeq, a predicted model, not a curated record